Messenger RNA from Vespula pensylvanica (western yellowjacket), 1521 nucleotides. Its product is annotated as cAMP-dependent protein kinase inhibitor beta-like. The coding region runs from base 185 to 445 and encodes 86 amino acids. The transcript has 4 exons. NCBI's taxonomy places the organism in Eukaryota, Metazoa, Arthropoda, Insecta, Hymenoptera, Vespidae. Gene Ontology annotation, cellular component: cytoplasm; nucleus. The record is from RefSeq and is a predicted model, not a curated record. Gene Ontology annotation, molecular function: cAMP-dependent protein kinase inhibitor activity. Gene Ontology annotation, biological process: negative regulation of cAMP-dependent protein kinase activity.
CGUCAUCGUCGGCGUUGUCGUCGGCGUUGAAAGAGGAACGACGCAAAGUUCGGUGAAGCUGCGACGAACUUCGCAAGAUGGUGAGACUUCCUCAACGACGGGGGGUGAUCGCCUUGCCAUAUCCGGUUGCUCAAGAUUUAAAGGAUAUCGAAGAAAACGCCUCAUUCGAGUCAAAGUUUUGAAGAUGUUGUCGCCGAGACGAUCGGACUCGGAGGGUACAGCCGGGGGCAGCAAAGACGACGAAAACGGUGCAAAGGCGUUUCUAUCGACAGGACGAACAGGAAGAAGGAACGCGUUACCGGAUAUUCAUGGAAGACAUGCUGCGACCAGUAUCUCUGAUCUACCGGAUCGUUUCGGAGAGUUAUCUACCGAAGCAGAUCGUAGCAUGAACGUUGCUGGACGGGAACCAAAUCAACCGAGUAUGUCGAAACAACACGUUGGUUGACACGUUUCUCAUAUUUAUUCGAUCAAGUCUUAUUUUAUUUAGGUGGCAAGCCUGCCUAAUAUAAAUUUAUAUCAAAGGAACGAUAUAUAAUCAUGCUCGUUCUAGUAACACAGUACGAUAAUACGCAUAGACAUACGUAUAUACAAAUAUUAAUAACAGGCGCUGCGUGCUUUUUAAAGUUGAAAAGAUCGAAAUCUUUUCUUUGAUCUCUCUUUCUUUCGAAUAGCAAUGGCUCGUCCAACUAUUGCUAUCGUUAUUUAAUAUACGUAUAUAUAUAUAUAUAUAUAUGUAGUUUCGUUCAUCUGUUUUCUUUCGUCGUCGUUCAAUCGAAUUUACAGAGCGCAACGAUACUCUACGAUAAUAAUAUUUCUAUAAACGAUUCUUCUUUCGUGAAUUAACGAUUAAAUAUAAAAAUGUUAAUACGAAGUUAAUAAUAACGAGAUAGUAUAGUACUGCGAUAAACUCCGUGAACAUUGAUAGAUAUGCGAACGUUUAUUAAACGUUAAUUUUUGUAAUUAAUUAAUACAUUAUACUUUUAUCUGUGUCGUUACGUUUUUCUUAAAUUCUUUUACGAAAGGACUCGAAUAUUUUCUUUCGAUUUAUUUUAAUAAAACUCUAAGUAGAACUCGAUUAGAUCGCCAUCGGCAAUAUCGUUUUUCGUUAGAUGUCGGUGACGUAAAUUAUUUAUGACGACAAACGAUUGUAAUCGCGCACUUAUUGGUAUAACACGUUAUCUUAUUAUCGUUGUAUACAUUAUUUAUAGUUCGCAACAAGCAAUUCUUACAGUAUUUUGACUAAUAUAUAAAUAGAGGGAAAAGGGAGAUUUUUUAGUAGGUGAUAUUUCAAGUUUCUACGACGAAACUUUACCGGUGUAUGUGUAUAUAUAUAUAUAUAUAUAUAUAUAUAUAUAUAUGUAUGUAUAUAUAUAUGUAUGUAUAUACACACCCACAUUCUUCAUGUAAAUACGUCAUCUCUUUUCUGUAUAAGAAGAAUCCUGUCUGCUCGCAUGGACACCCUUCGUUUGUGAAUUAUUGCGAAAACGAUUAAAAGGAUGAUAAGAUAUUUCAUGAAUAGCA